Molecule: messenger RNA, 889 nt
Organism: Carassius gibelio (silver crucian carp)
Lineage: Eukaryota; Metazoa; Chordata; Actinopteri; Cypriniformes; Cyprinidae
Product: SAP domain-containing ribonucleoprotein
Exons: 12
Coding region: 108-746 (212 amino acids)
Biological process (GO): poly(A)+ mRNA export from nucleus
Cellular component (GO): nucleus
Source: RefSeq, a predicted model, not a curated record
GUUGUCCCAGUCUCCUGACCGACUGGUGGCGCUGCAGCGCAAAAUCAUCGGUGAAGACUUUAAAACCGGAAUUAAUCAGAUUUCAAAAUACAAUCCUCUUCAAGAAAAUGGCGGAAGUCGUGGAACUGCAUAAACUCAAGUUGGCUGAGCUGAAGCAGGAAUGUACUGCUCGUGGGCUGGAUGCCAAAGGAAAUAAAGCCGAUCUUAUUGCCCGGCUGCAAGCCUAUCUGGAAGAGCAUGAAGAUACUCAUACAGGUUUGGAACAACAAGAAGUGAAUGAAGAGGAAGUUCUGGGAGAAUAUGGUGAGGAGGCCUUUGCCAAAGAAGAGACCGAUUCCCAGAAGCAAGAGUUUACUCCUCCUGAAGAGGAGACUGAGAAAAAACUGGUCAAGGUAAACCCUCCUGCUACAGUUGGUGAGAGGCUUCAGAAGAGAGCAGAACGCUUCAAUAUUCCACCAAGUGGCGACAGCAAAAAGGCAGCACGAGCAGCAAGGUUUGGUCUGCAAGAACCUGAAGCUGUAUCAUCCAAAGGAACUUCAGCCAAAGUUAAUGUUGAUGUUGAGGUAUUAAAAAAGAGAGCAGAACGUUUUGGCUUGAAUGUCUCUUCAGUUUCUAAAAAGAUUGAGGAUGAUGAAAAGCUUAAGAAGAGGAAGGAGAGAUUUGGCGUUGUCACUAGUGCAGCAGCGUCUGGAGCCAAUGAUACAGAGGCAAAGAGGAAACGUGCUGAGCGCUUUGGAAAUGUAUAAAAAUGGAUCUUACCCUUUUAGUAUUUUUAUGAAUUUUUUUAAAGUGUUCUUUGCGAUUCAUUUUAUGAUUUAAGCUUGCAAUCCCUGUAGUGCCAUGGUUGUUUGUCUGCUAUUUACAUUAAAACUACCCCAAUUCCUUACUA